This is a messenger RNA of Orycteropus afer afer, 2016 nucleotides long. RefSeq names its product growth arrest specific 6 (gene GAS6). Gene Ontology annotation, molecular function: calcium ion binding. The record is from RefSeq and is a predicted model, not a curated record. NCBI's taxonomy places the organism in Eukaryota, Metazoa, Chordata, Mammalia, Tubulidentata, Orycteropodidae. Gene Ontology annotation, cellular component: extracellular region.
CAGCCGGGCCCCGCCGCCGCCCUUGGCACCGCGUUGCUGCUGCUCCUGUUGGCCACCGAGUCCUCGCACACGGUGUUGCUGCGGCCGCGCGAGGCAGCGCAGUUCCUGCGGCCGAGACAGCGUCGAGCCUACCAGGUUUUCGAGGAAGCUAAGCAGGGUCAUUUGGAGAGAGAAUGCAUAGAAGAACUGUGCAACAAGGAGGAGGCCCGGGAGGUGUUCGAGAACGACCCCGAGACGGACUAUUUUUAUCCAAGAUACUUAGAAUGCAUUAAGAUAUAUGGAUCUCCAUAUGCCAAAAAUCCCAAGUUUGUUUCAUGCGUUCAAAAUCUGCCUGACCAAUGUACUCCGAACCCCUGUGAUAAGGAGGGAACACAAGUCUGCCAAGACCUAAUGGGCAACUUCUACUGCCUGUGUAAAGCCGGCUGGGGGGGCCGGCUCUGUGAUAAAGAUGUCAAUGAAUGCAGCCAACAGAACGGGGGCUGUAAUCAAAUUUGCUACAACAAGUUGGGCAGCUUCCACUGUGCCUGUUACAGUGGCUACACACUCUCCUCUGACAGUAGGACCUGUGAAGACAUAGAUGAAUGCUCAGACACGGAUGCCUGUGGGGAGGCUCGCUGCAUGAACCUGAUGGGGUCAUACUCCUGCCUUUGUGACAAGGGCUACAAGUAUGACAGCGAGAAGAAGGUCUGCCAAGAUGUGAAUGAAUGUGACGAAAACCUCUGUGAACAGGUCUGUGUCAACUCCCCAGGGAGCUACACCUGUCACUGUGACGGAAAAGGGGGCCGCAAACUAUCGCAGGACAUGAACACGUGUGAGGACAUUUUGCCAUGUGUACCUUUUAAUGUGGCCAAAAGUGUGAAGUCUUUAUAUCUUGGACGGAUGUUCAGUGGGACCCCUGUGAUUAGGCUACAUUUCAAAAGACUGCAGCCUGCAAGACUUGUGGCUGAGUUCGACUUUAGAACCUUUGACCCUGAAGGUGUCCUUUUCUUUGCUGGAGGACAUCAAGAGAGCACCUGGAUCGUCCUCGCUCUGCGGGCAGGCAGGUUGGAGCUGCAGCUCCGUUACAAUGGGAUCGGCCGUGUCACCAGCAGCGGGCCCGUCAUCAACCAUGGCAUGUGGCAAACGAUUUCUGUUGAGGAACUGGAACGGAAUCUAGUGAUCAAAGUCAACAAGGAUGCUGUUAUGAAAAUAGCAGUGGCUGGGGAUCUGUUUCAGCUGGACAGAGGACUGUAUCAUUUGAAUUUUACAGUGGGAGGCAUUCCCUUUAAAGAUAAAGACCUCAUCCAACCUAUAAACCCUCGCCUGGAUGGUUGUAUGAGGAGUUGGAACUGGUUGAAUGGUGAAGACACUACCAUCCAAGAAACAGUAAAAGUGAACACUAAAAUGCAAUGCUUCUCCGUGACGGAAAAAGGGUCUUUCUAUCCUGGGAAUGGAUUUGCUUUCUAUAGCCUCAAUUAUAUGCGAACGUCAUUGGAUGUUGGAACAGAAACUACCUGGGAAAUAGAAGUCAGUGCUCGGAUCCGCCCCGCCACAGACACUGGGGUGCUGCUAGCGCUGAUGGGAGAGGAUAACACCGUUCCCCUCUCUGUAGCCCUGGUCGACUACCACUCCACAAAGAAGCUCAAAAAACAGCUGGUUGUCCUGGCCAUCGAGAAUGUCUCCCUGUCCCUGAUGGAAAUCAAGGUCUGCGACAGUCAGGAGCACGUAGUGACAGUCUCUGUGAAAGAAGGGGAGGCAACCCUGGUGGUUGAUGGUACCAAGGGCCAGAGUGAAGUGAGCCCUGCCCAACUGCAGGAGAGACUGGCUGUGCUGAAGAGGCACCUGCAAGACUCUGUGCACACAUUUGUGGGGGGAAUCCCAGAUGUUCCCGUGACUUCAGCACCAGUCACGGCAUUCUACCAUGGCUGCAUGACUGUGGAGGUCAACAAGAAAGCCCUGGACUUAGACGAAGCCGUGUACAAACACAGUGACAUUACGUCACAUUCUUGUCCUCCGAUUGAGCACGCUGCCCCAUAG